AUGAAGCAGCAACAAGAAGAGCACGAGCUGUCGGACGCGAGCGAUGUUGAAGUGGACGACGAGGAGCUCGUUUUCAUGUCAAUGCUCUACGAUCGGGGCGCAUUGGGCGUCGCCAUCUACAACGCACAGACGACAAGUCUCAAGAUGCUGCAGCUCCAGAUCCACGAUGCACAGGAGCUCGAGCAGAUCCUGGACCGGCUCCACACGCAGUUUGCAGUGCACCAUGUGCUGGUUUCGUCUCGGAACGCGAGUUCGAACGGAAUGCUCCGUAUGAUCAAGAGCCUCGACGAGCAGCACCAGACAAAGACAGGGAUCAGCAUCCGAAAGGUAAGCAUUCCGGUGAGUCGCUUUUGCGCAGGUACCAUUUGUGGAGUCCAAGCUGCUUCGUCAAGACGUCUGACCGCUUUGAAAGCAGAUUUUAGCUACCUGAAAGGCACUCAAGCCAUUGAGCAUGUCCAGAUUGGGGACGCUCCCGCGGAGUUGCAAAAGUCUCAUACGCGCUCGUCGAGACGAGACGUCUACACGUUUCUAGGAAGCUUUUUUGAUUUCGAAAGCACGCAGCUGAUCCGUGCUACGGGCGCUUUACUGCAGUAUUUGUCGGUCGAGAAGAUUGGGAAUCAGUUGGAUGAUGUGAAAUCCGUGUAUUUUUCGACGGUCGAUCAAGUUGCACUUGAUGGUUUCAUGUACAUUGACAAGACGACGCUGCAGUCGCUUCAGAUAUUCAAUCAUGAAGCCCAUCCUUCACUGGUCAAGGGAUCAGGCCGAGCGAAGGAAGGCUUCAGCCUCUUCGGACUUCUCAAUCGCACUGUGACUAAAUCUGGCAGCUGCAUGUUGCGCCGUUGGAUGCUAACUCCACUAGUAAGCAGUGUCCAACUCGACGAGCGACAUAGAUCUGUCGCAUUUUUCACGAGUGCUGAGAACGAUGAGCUUCGGCAACUGCUGUAUGGAAAGCUGAGAUAUUUCAGAGACGUGGCUGGGAUAUUCCAGCGCGUGAAGAAGCGCUGUGCUUCCGUGGGUGAUUGGUGUCGUUUCGCCGCCUCCAUUACGACAUUUCUAGAAGCACAAUUCCUUAUCGAAGACAUCAGUAGAUCCGGCGACUCGUCGUUACCUAGCCUGUUUUCAAGGGUACUCAGAGAGCGUGGCGUUGUCCACAUUAGUAAUCUGCUGGGAAAUGUCGUGGACUUCAUCGAGAGUCAGCAAGAAAACACCGUGGUUAUCCGGAGUGGUGUGUCGGAAGCACUGGAUGCCGCUCGAGAACGCUAUGAAGAUCUUGACAAUAUUCUAGCAGAGGUUGCGUUUCAGGUCCAAGAGGCAAAUCCGAUUCUGUCAUCAAUCACCGUCCAGUACAUUCCUCAAGUCGGGUAUGUCAUCUGCUGCGAAUCGCCCACGACGCUACCAGACUUCGUGUUCCAGUUCCAGGAAGAUGACACGACAUUCUAUUACAAGGACUCUAGUUGCCGGGACUUAGACGAGUCAAUAGGGGACAUCUACGGCUACCUACUCGACACACAAAGAGAACUCCUGGAAGAGUUGACGGUGGCAUUACUGGAGUACGAGGGCAGCAUACAUGAAAUGACGUGGAUCAUGUCGUAUCUGGAUUGCUUGAUUUCGUUUGCAUCCUGUGCAAAAAGCUUCAAUUUUACCCGUCCUCAGAUAAACGAAGGUACCACCUUCAAGGCGACUCAAGCGCGCCACCCUCUCCAAGAGCUUCUAGUAGAGCACUACAUUCCCAACGACGUCUUUUUGGAUUCCACUCAAUCGCUGAAAAUUGUGACCGGACAAAAUGGAUCGGGGAAAUCUGUGUAUCUGAAAAUGGUCGGCAUCAUACAAUACAUGGCUCAAAUCGGAUCCUUUGUGCCAGCGGACACCGCGGAGAUUGGACUGGUCGCAAAAAUCUUCACUAGGAUUCAGAGCAUGGAAUCUGUGACAGUGUCGCAGAGUUCGUUUACAAUUGACUGCAAUCAGAUGGCAUGGAUGCUCAACCACGGAGACGAUCGCUCGUUGUUCUUGGUCGAUGAAUUUGGAAAAGGCACGGCCGAGCUCGAUGGAAUCGCCCUGCUCAGCUCAGUCAUCAACUACCUUGCCAGAUGUAAUGUGACGACUGGAAGACCUCGGGUUGUGGUGACGACUCAUUUUCUGGAUAUUUUCCGCAAAAACCUGCUUGAGUCGUCAUUGUCCAUUGACCAGGCACUAUCGGAAAAAGAUGAAACGCAAUCUGGAACCUCGUCUGACACGGGUCAUGUAGUUUGUACCGUCAUGGCGUCGACCGAUGCGCCAGAAGCGUAUUCGUCAACGUCAAGCUCUGUCCCACUUUUUGAGCUGCGUUGCGGUGUCUCAACUCACAGCAAUGCACUAGCAUGUGCUGCAAAGUGCGGAAUACCACAUGCGUUGGUCGAACGGGCGCAAGAAGUGCUAGAUUGCAGUAAACGCGGGUUGCCCAUUUCGUCUCGGCAACAGACGGCAGGACCGUCACCCGAGGAACAGCUUGCUGUAUUCUUCGCAUCGAUUGACGACUGGGAAGACGCGGAAGAUGAAACUAUCGCCAAAUUCUUAGCAAUUGCGCGAAUGGGUAUGCAAUAA
Molecule: messenger RNA, 2580 nt
Organism: Hyaloperonospora brassicae
Lineage: Eukaryota; Oomycota; Peronosporomycetes; Peronosporales; Peronosporaceae
Source: the annotation of a GenBank genome assembly